Messenger RNA from Apiotrichum porosum, 1944 nucleotides. RefSeq lists its product as uncharacterized. Gene Ontology annotation, biological process: DNA-templated transcription. The coding region runs from base 1 to 1944 and encodes 647 amino acids. Lineage: Eukaryota; Fungi; Basidiomycota; Tremellomycetes; Trichosporonales; Trichosporonaceae. The transcript has 6 exons. Gene Ontology annotation, molecular function: DNA binding; zinc ion binding. The record is from RefSeq and is a predicted model, not a curated record.
AUGCCCCCACGAACAUCUCGCCACCCAUCGCCGGAAACAACUUCUCCAGUCAUCCAAACAGCCUCCCAGUCACCCAGCCGACCACCGGAUGUAGCAUCCUCUACUGAACGGCCCACAAAGCGUGUCAAGUAUGUUCGCAAGGCAUGUGCUCUGGAGAUCGCCCUUGCGACCGUUGUACCAACAGUGACGAGCAUUGUUCGCUCCUUGACGUGGACCCCGAGGACAUCGCCCGUCGCACCCAACCUCGCCUCCACCCUGUCUAUCCAGCAUGCCCUUGCCAGCUCUGGUAUCGAUGUUGAUCAUCAUCAGCACUCUGCUCGUGCUUCCGACACCUCCCCAGUCCACUCUGCCGACGCUCAUCCGCGGCAUGAGUCUUGGGAGAUUCCAGGACCAUCAACCAUGCCGAGCCCUGAGCCCGAUGAGUACGCUGCUGAGACGGCCUUUACGCAUCCGGUCCCGGCAUUAGGGGCUAUUUUUGCCAACCAACUCAGUACCGCAGGCGUUGAGGUACCUCCAGUGUCAGCAGCACCGAAACGACGGCCGGCUCCGGACAGUGAAGGUCAUGACCCAGGCUUUGCACCUGGUCCCCAAACCCAUGCCAGUCCAGCCACAUCGGUCGCUUCUCACCUCAAGCCGCCUCCAGGACCGACUCUAUCUGUCCGCUGUGGACUCGUUCAGUGUUUUCUGCCUGUCCCUGCCCGACAUGAUCAAUACCUGGACGUAUUCUUCUCUCAGGUCAACACCUUUGCACCAUGCUUGAAUGAGAAUGAUGUUCGCCGACGAACAAGCAUUGUUUUUGACCGAGCAUUUGGGUUUUCUCAAACCUCAUCACCCACCCCCGAUGACCCAAUCCUGCAAGUGUCCCUGGCCCCGUAUCUCUCACUCAUGAUGAGUAUCUACGCUUGCGUCGAUGUUAUUCGAGAGCAGUCAGCGACGACCGCUGGCUACGCUUGGUAUCGGCAAGCGCAAGAACUGAUAGGCCGGCGCCAGAUCACCACAACGGGUUCCGACCUCACCGGCAUCCAGAUCUUGAUCCUUCAGUCCAUGUUCCUAUGGUAUCGAGGCAACUUUGACUCUGCAUAUGCCGCCGUGGGCCGUGCUUGUCGUUUAUGUUUCCAGCACGGCCUCAACAACGCAGCCCACUGGACGGCCAAAACCCCCUUUCGUGUCCACAUGCGUCAGCGUGUCCUCUGGACCACCUACUGCAUGGACAGACGUAUCGCUCUUACCUGUGGACGACCAUACGGAAUGCACUGGCAGGAUGUAGCGGUCGGACACCCAGACGCACUCAUCGACAAGCAUGUCUACCUUGACUCGCCACUUCCCAACCCAUCACCUCUCAGUUCUCUUCAGCCAUACCUGAGCGAACAUGUGGCUUUCGCCAACUUUGCUGGCCGAGCCUGGGAUACCGUGUCUUGCCCAACUGUUCAGUUCAAUGAUCGCUCCGAGGCAAUUGAGCGACUUGAUGUCCAGAUUGAGGACUGGGUAGCCAAGUUUGAGGUUGCCGCGGAGCUCGAUGAACCAAAAACUCCCACCCAGAAACAACAGCGUCUGGUGAUUCGAACGCUUAUGCUCGACUUACGCCUUCUCCUGCGCCGCAGAGACAUGUUGGCCGCUGAUUGUGACGAGCGCUGCAGCACACUGUGUGGUGAGAUUGCUUGCAGCCUUGUUCAGUCUGUACACGCGGCAUCGUAUGAAGUCAGCUGGAGUCUGUCACCCUACCUCAAGACGCACGCGCCAACAGUCUUAUUCUCGCCCAUCAUUGCACUUGCGACCCUCCUCAUCCGGAACAGCACACCAUCAGAUCUCUUGGACAUGUGCAGGCUUCGAUUCAAGCAGGCUACAGAGGUGAUUUCCCGGUUGUCACCAUACCUCCCAGCAGCUGCCCAUGUCGAAUCGCAACUGAGCGAGAUUGUGCGCCUCACCAACGACAGCCUCAAGUGA